AUGGGUGAGUUGUCACAAGAAGUGGAUGACCUGCUGUACGGCGAGGGCAAUUUCAAUUUUCUGGAUGAGUUCAACACGCAGGGUUCCCAGUUCGAGAACCUCAGUCAGAACACCCUGGAUAUGCCCUAUGACACAACGCAAGGUACGCAGGAAGGUACACAAGAUGAGCAGAGGUCUGGCUUGUCGCAGGAGCCGGUGGUCUCGUUGCUGGAUCAGACCACAGCUGAGCUCCAGUUCGAUGACCUAGACAUGAACGAUGAGUUUGAGCCUCCUUAUGAUCCAAAGGAUCUGCCAGAGCAUGCCUGCAGGUACUGCGGUAUUCACAGCCCUGGUAGUGUGAUGAAGUGCCGCGGUGAUGGCAAGUGGUUCUGCAAUAAUCGGCUUCCAGGACUUCCAAGUAGCUGUAUCAUUCUGCAUCUUGUAAGAGCCAAGCAGAAGGAGGUAUCUUUGCAUCCCGAAAGCCCUUUAGGGGAAAUUGUUUUGGAAUGCUACAAUUGUGGUCAGCGGAAUGUGUUUCUGCUGGGCUUCAUCGCAGCGAAAAGCGACUCCGUGGUGGUUCUGCUCUGCCGCGUUUGUCUCUCGAACAAUGCGCUUAAGGACUCCAAUUGGGACCUUGGUCAAUGGCAGCCCCUCAUUGAGGAUCGUAGCUUUUUGCCUUGGCUGGUGAAGGUGCCAGAUCCCAAGGAACAAAUGCGCUCCUGGAACAUCACAGCAGCGCAGGUCAACAAGCUCGAAGAGAUGUGGAAGACCAAUCCAGACGCCACCAUAGAGGACUUAGAUGGAAAGUCUGGUCCAGGCAUGGAGGAUGACCCACAGCCGGUGAUGCUCCGGUACGAGGAUGCUUACCAGUACCAGCAUGUGUUUGCCCCGCUGGUGAAGAUGGAGGCUGACUACGACAAGAAAGUGAAAGAGUCGCAGUCGCAGGAGAACGUAGUGGUCAGAUGGGAUAUCGGUCUCAACAAGAAGCGGAUUGCAUAUUUUCACUUCACCAAAGAGGACAGCGAGGCACGGUUGGUGCCGGGCGAUGAACUGCGUCUGCGCUUAAACUCAUCUGCCUAUGCCAACCUUGCAAACGCAGAUGAGACUGGUUGGAAUGCCGUGGGUCACGUCUCGAAGAUCACGGCAAACGAGGAGGUUGCCUUGGAGCUCCGUGGACCUCAGCAGGUAGGCCCAUGGGACAUCAACCAUGGCUUCCAAGUGGAGUUUGUUUGGAAGUCCACAUCCUUUGACCGCAUGCAAGCUGCCAUGCGCACCUUUGCGGUAGAUGACACCAGCGUCUCUGGUUAUUUGUACCACAAACUCCUGGGUCAUGAUGUGGAGCCUCAGACCAUUCGUGCGAAUGUGCCGAAGCAUUUCACAGCUCCAAACCUUCCACAACUGAACCACUCGCAGGUCUACGCAGUGCGGAAAGCAUUGUCAAAUCCAUUGUGCCUCAUCCAGGGACCUCCAGGAACAGGAAAGACCGUGACCAGUGCCACCAUUGUUUUCCACCUCACUCGGCAGAAUCAGGGUCAGGUCUUGGUUUGUGCUCCCUCCAACAUUGCUGUUGACCAGCUGGCUGAGAAGCUACACAAGACAGGUCUGAAAGUGGUGCGUUUGAGCGCAAAGAGCCGCGAAGCAGUGGCUAGCAGUGUUGACUUCUUGACAUUGCAUCACCAGGUGAGACAUUUGGACACACCUGACCACCAGGAGCUGCAGAAGCUGUUGGCCCUGAAGGAUGAGUUAGGUGAGUUGUCUCAUGCAGAUGAGAAGAAGUUCAAACAGCUGCAGAACUCCACGGAGCGCGAAUUGCUCACAGCCGCAGAUGUAAUUUGCACAACAUGCGUUGGAGCUGGUGACCCGCGACUGCAGAACUUCCGCUUCAAGCAGGUUUUGGUGGAUGAAUCGACUCAGGCCACUGAGCCAGAGUGCCUCAUCCCAAUCAUGAUGGGUGCCAAGCAGAUUGUGUUGGUUGGAGAUCAUUGCCAACUUGGCCCUGUCAUCAUGUGCAAGAAGGCCGCCAAGGCUGGCUUGCAUCAGAGCCUUUUCGAGCGCCUGAUCUUUUUGGGCAUUCGACCGGUGCGAUUGGAGGUGCAAUACCGAAUGCACCCGUGCCUCUCGGAAUUUCCAUCGCAGUCCUUUUACGAUGGCUCUUUGCAAAACGGCGUGACUUUGAAUGAGCGUCUUUAUGCAGGAAUCGACUUCCCUUGGCCUCGCCAAGGGCUCUGA
Molecule: messenger RNA, 2208 nt
Organism: Cladocopium goreaui
Lineage: Eukaryota; Dinophyceae; Suessiales; Symbiodiniaceae
Source: the annotation of a GenBank genome assembly